Molecule: messenger RNA, 5220 nt
Organism: Callorhinchus milii (elephant shark)
Lineage: Eukaryota; Metazoa; Chordata; Chondrichthyes; Chimaeriformes; Callorhinchidae
Product: contactin associated protein 2
Exons: 24
Coding region: 48-4010 (1320 amino acids)
Molecular function (GO): calcium ion binding
Source: RefSeq, a predicted model, not a curated record
CUGUUGCGGUGCGGGGCUGUUGCAGUGCGGGGCUGGUCAGCCGGAAGAUGUUUGGGCUCCACCUGCGCAGUGUAGCGGCGCUUUUCUGGAUUUGCGGCGGCGGCGGCAGCGGCGGUGGUUUUGCGGGUCUGGCAGCCUCCCAGAAAUGCGAUACACCACUGAUUGUGACGCUUCCUCACCCCUCCUUCACAAGCUCCUCUGUGAUGUCAAGCAGUUAUGUACCUGGCUAUGCUAAACUGAACAAGAGAGGAGGUGCUGGUGGCUGGUCCCCGCUGGACUCUGACCAUUACCAAUGGUUACAGGUGGACUUCGGAAGCAGGAAACAGGUCACUGCCAUAGCAACCCAAGGCAGGUACAGCAGCUCCGACUGGGUGACUCAGUACAGACUACUUUAUAGUGAUAAAGGACGAAACUGGAAACCAUAUCAUCAGGAUGGCAACAUUUGGGCCUUCGCUGGAAACAUCAACUCAGACAGUGUUGUCCGGCACGAUUUACAGCAUCCAAUCAUUGCACGUUAUGUACGCGUAGUACCCCUGGACUGGAAUGGUGAAGGCCAUAUUGGGCUGAGAAUGGAAAUCUAUGGCUGUCCCUAUUGGGCAGAUGUUAUCAACUUUGAUGGCUACAGCCUGUUGUCCUUCAGGUUUAAAAAUAAGAAAAUGCGAUCUUUAAAGGAUAUAAUUUUACUGAAGUUUAAAACGUCUGAGAACGAAGGCGUUAUAUUCCAUGGAGAAGGACAGCAGGGCGACUACAUAACGCUUGAAAUCAAAAAAGCAAAGCUGGUUCUUCAUGUGAAUUUAGGUAGCAAUCAAUUCCGUUCCAUCAAUGGCCACACCUCUGUCACUACGGGCAGUCUCUUGGAUGACCAUCACUGGCACUCUGUGACCAUCGAACGCUAUGGCCGUAACAUCAAUUUGACACUGGAUAGAGAGACCCAACAUUUUCGGACAAAUGGCGAAUUUGAUCACCUGGAUCUAGACUAUGAGCUGAGCUUUGGGGGAAUGCCAUUUUCUGGAAAGCCGAGCUCCAAUGGUCGAAAGAACUUCAAAGGCUGCAUGGAAUCUAUAAAUUACAAUGGAAAUAAUAUUACCGACCUUGCCAGGAGGAGGAAGCUCGACACACAAAAUGUGGGUAACCUGAGCUUUACGUGUGUGGAGCCUCAUGCAGUACCUGUCUUCUUCAAUAGUAGCAGUUACUUACAGCUGCCCGGGCGCAUGAACCAGGACGUGUUUUCUGUCAGCUUUAUGUUCCGAACUUGGAAUCCCAAUGGCCUGCUCUUGUUCAGCCACUUUGCUGCCAGUUAUGGAAUGGUGGAAAUUGACCUCAGUGAAGGAAAGGUCAGCAUUAACGUCAGCAUCAAUCAGACAAAGAUGAGCAGCAUCGAGAUCUCCGCAGGUGCAGAGCUCAACGAUGGCCAGUGGCACACUGUACGAUUUCUGGCCAAGGAGAACUUUGCCAUUCUCACUAUCGAUGGUGACGAUGCCUCCGCUGUGCGGACCAACAGCCCGAUGCAAGUCAAAACUGGCGACCAAUACUUCUUUGGAGGUUACUCGUUCCCACUGAAUGACAUACAGCCAAUUCCGUCUCAGCGUUCCUUUCAGGGUUGCAUGCAACUCCUUCAUGUGGAUGAGCAGCUGGUUGAUCUGCACGCUGUCGAGCAGGGAAAAGUGGGCAGUUUUUCCAAUGUUAACAUUGACAUGUGUGCGAUCAUAGACAGGUGUUUGCCAAAUCACUGUGAGCAUGGAGGGAGAUGCACCCAGACCUGGGACAGCUUUAAAUGCAACUGCGAGAGAACUGGAUACUCUGGAGCCACUUGUCAUAACUCUAUAUACGAACAGUCUUGUGAGGCAUACAAACAUCUUGGCAGAACCUCGGACACUUACUGGAUAGAUCCUGAUGGCAGUGGCCCACUCGCACCAUUCAAAGUCUACUGCAACAUGACAGAGGAUAAUGUCUGGACAACUGUGUACCACAAUAUGCUGCAACAGACAGCAAUUACUGGUUCCAGCCUGGAGAAACCCGCUGUCAUGAAACUGAAUUACAGCACUUCCCUGGAUCAGAUCUCUGCAGUCACCAGCAGUGCUGAGUACUGUGAACAAUAUGUAUCCUACACCUGCAGGAUGUCAAGGUUGUUGAAUACUCCAGAUGGCAAUCCAUAUACCUGGUGGAUAGGAAGAGGCAAUGAAAAGCACUAUUACUGGGGAGGUUCCGGACCCGGAAUACAGAAAUGUGCUUGUGGCAUUGAACGAAACUGCACUAAUCCAAAGCGCUAUUGCAACUGUGAUGCAGAUUACAAACAGUGGAGGAAAGAUACUGGACUUCUCGCUUAUAAAGAUCACCUUCCAGUCAGCCAGGUCCUAAUUGGAGAUACUAACCGCUCAGGGUCUGAAGCGAAGCUUGCACUCGGUCCACUGCGUUGCCAAGGAGACAGAAACUACUGGAAUGCUGCUUCAUUCAACACACCAUCCUCCUACCUGCACUUCUCAACUUUCCAUGGAGAAACUAGUGCUGACAUCUCCUUUUACUUCAAAACCUCAGCUCCUUACGGUGUCUUCCUCGAAAACCUGGGCAACACAGAUUUUAUAAGACUUGAGCUGAAAUCACCUACCGAGGUGACCUUUUCUUUUGAUGUGGGUAAUGGCCCAGUGGAACUUACAGUGAGAUCUCCAAACCCUUUGAAUGAUGACCAGUGGCAUCGAGUGAAUGCUGAACGCAAUGUAAAGGAGGCAAGCCUUCAAGUAGAUCAGCUGCGCAGGGACUUCAGAAAGGCACCAACCCAAGGUCACACCAGACUGGAACUCUACAGCCAGCUCUAUGUCGGAGCUGCUGGAGGUCAGAGGGGGUAUCUUGGUUGUAUCCGUUUCUUGCGGAUGAAUGGUGUAACUCUUGACCUUGAAGAGAGAGCAAAGAUUACUCCAGGAGUGAAGCCAGGCUGCUCCGGACACUGUACCAGUUAUGGCAUGUACUGUCGGAAUGGAGGGAAAUGUGUGGAGAAGUACAACGGCUAUUCAUGUGACUGCAGGCAAACUGCGUAUGAUGGUCCCUUCUGCACUAAAGAUGUCGGCGGCUUUUUUGAGGCUGGAACCUGGAUACGAUACAAUUUCCAGGCUUCCGUUGGUGUUGCUAAGGACUCGGUCAGUGUACCUCAGCCAUCCAGUUCUGAACUUACUCUGUCCAAAGAAGACCUGGUGUUCAGCUUCAGCACUACCAGCACUCCUAGCAUCCUCCUGUACAUCAGCUCCUACUUACAGGAUUACAUGGCCGUGGUUCUGAAGCACAAUGGAAGUCUACAGAUUCGGUACAGUCUAGGAGGUACGAAGGAACCAUAUAAGAUUGAUCUGGAUCAAAGGAACCUGGCUAAUGGGCAGCCACACAGUGUGAACAUCAGCAGACAGGGAAAAGAUCUGCUUCUUCAGCUGGAUCAUUACUCUCCAGUUCAUUACAGUCUGCCAGCCUCUUCAGACAUCAGGUUUAACUCUCUGAAGGCCCUCUUCUUAGGGAGAGUGAUGGAAACUGGAACGAUUGACAAAGAAGUACAGAGGUACAACACACCAGGAUUUGUCGGGUGUCUGUCAACAGUUCAAUUCAACCAUAUUGCACCCCUGAAGGCUGCCUUGAAGCCCAGCAUUUCUUCUCCAGUCAGUGUCCAAGGAGAAUUUGUUGAGUCCAAUUGUGGAGCAUCCCCUUUAACUAUUCCACCAAUGUCAGCAGCAACAAAUCCCUGGCAUUUAGACUCAGCGGGUGCAGAGUUACCCUAUAAUGAAGAGAAUGUUAUCACAGAUGGAGUCAAUCGAAACUCUGCAAUUAUUGGUGGUGUUAUUGCAGUUGUCAUCUUCACCAUCCUUUGCACACUAGUCUUCUUGAUCCGUUAUAUGUUCCGCCACAAAGGGACCUACCAUACCAACGAAGCCAAGGGUACCGAGUCUGCCGAGAACGCUGAUGCAGCUAUAAUGAACACUGACCCCAACUUCACAGAAACUAUCGACGAGAGUAAAAAGGAAUGGUUCAUCUAACAGGAUUGUUGGGAGUUUAUCCUCUGGUGUAUUUUUUUGUUGCCGAUUCAGGAAAGAUCAGCACAAAUGAACCCAAAUGGAAAACAUGCGGAAAAAAAUAGGAUUCAAAUGAAAACAAAAGAUAAGAUAUGAUGGAUUACCACCAGUUUUGAAAAGAAUUUUCCCAAGUAUGUCAGUACUAAUCGUAAUGCAUUUACACUUCAGAAAAAAAAACAAGCUGAUAGUAUAGAUUAUUACACAUAUGCCAAAUACCCAUUGUAAAUAUGUUUUAUGUAGAGCAUACAAGUAUAGAGUAUACGUUUUUGUUGCUGAAGAAGCUUAUGAAGUUAUUGCAUUUUACAAUGAAAAAUGGUAAUUCAUCAUUGUUAAGAGUUUGUGCAAAGAAUGAUUUGGCAUGCUGUGGUAUAUAUAAAAAUUGGUGAAAGUUUUUUUAAUUACAUUUCCAUUCAAGCUGUUCACACAUUUCUCUUUUUUUUAAUUUUGUUGUAAAAAAUAUUUUUUUUUAAAAAGCACUAUUCAACAGCCAGAGUUAAGUAAAUCCGAUCACUUAAACUGCUUGUUUGUGCCCAAGCUCUCAUGUAUAUGUAGAUACGUGUGACCAUAGUGUAUGUUGGAAGCCAUACACUUGUCCUUUCCUCAUUCACGAGACUUUGCUAAAUUCUGCCCAGAGAAAAUACUGAAGUGUACACAACAAAUAAUGUUAAGCUGUCAUUUGUUAACAAGACUUCUGUUAUUUACCUUAUACCACUGUAUAUAUUUUUUAUUCUUAUAUUUUAUAAAUGUUCAUUAUCUUGUCCAUUUCUAGCCUUUUAUGGUAAAACCUUUUUGUGUGGUGACGGUAAACAUUGUUUCAGCUAUUAAGAAAUUGCUGCGUAGGCAAGGAGACAGUCACUGCUACUAACUAUUCCCGUGAGGCACAACAGGUUUUCUUGCAUGCUUGCAGACCUGAGGAUAUUUACAUUGUGAAAGCUCAGAGGUACCUGUAUAUGCCUUCAGAGAGAUGGGAUCUGAUCCAUUGUUUUCCUAAUUAGGAAGCACACUCUUACACAUGGUGUUUUCUGUUCAGGAACUUAGGAUAGUUUAUAAAUUUUUAAAUUUCCAAACUGUGUCAUGCCUUAUUUUAAGUAUGUACUGUAGUUUGGUUUAAAAAAAAGGAAAAAAAGUACAUUAAAAGAGCCUUGCUGUAAAUUUGUGUGCCCUUGUUGCUUUU